UGCUGCCCAACCUUCCACCAAAGCCGCCAUGGCCCACGACCCAACCACAGACGACAAUCCCCUUGCUCUGGCUCAAGAGCAGCUCGAGUCUGCUCAACAAGCUGCUUUGCGACACACCCAUGCUGAUUACUACGUGUAUAUGCCGCGUUUCUCGGGUUGCCUCUAGGCGACCACGUUUCUCGGUUGUUGGUCGUCUCUUGUGAUGCACGCUGCCUUACAUCCGCAAGUCGAAUCGAAAGCACAUUACUCGAUCGUGAGUCCCAAUGAUGGCGGAUGUUUUCGCUGAGGAAGCAUCAGCGAUCGGCGGCAUCAGCGUGUCGCAUCGUAUCCUGUCGUAAGCUCGUCGUCGCGUCCAGUCCAGCCUGUGUCCCUUGUUCGCUACCGUGCUGGUUCCGCCUCUUCCGCACGCGCCGUCUUGCGCAGCAGCAGCAGCAGCAGCAAGUAGAAGGCUGGCUCUGUCAUCUCCGUCUACUCCGCCAUACUCUCCGCUCGCCGCUCUCCGCCCUCCGCUGGGCCCGCGCGCCGGUGGGCAGGCGCGGUUCCGCGGGUUCAAAGAACGCCGAAGCGCACGGCGCCAGACACGGAUUCCAAGAGGCCCUUCCGCCCGUUCCUUAGCGUUCCGAAGUUGGCGUGGUGGGAGGGGAGGAAAGGCGGCGGAGAUCGCGCAUCCUGGCGUCUGGCGCCAUUCACGGCGCUGGGCGCACUCGGCGGAAGCAGAAUGAACGGCGCAACGUUUCCCGCCAAUGGGGAGGGGGACGGCUCCGCGGGAGAGGCCUUGGACCAUCGCCUCGGCGGAAGGUCGGAGGGCGCAGGCGGAGGACUUGGGGGAUCUGUGGCGGAGGCUUCGGCGGAAGAUGGCUCGAGCGGAGGACGGUCGGCGGAGGAUGAGCGCCCGCUGAUUGCGCCAUCUGAACGGCGGGGCACGUGGGCGGAAGAGGAGGCGCGGAGGACUUGCGCGACUGGGGAGAAUGGAUGGGAUGAUGCCUUGCGCAGUGGGGAAAUUCAGAGCGAGUUGCGCCACGCGGAGGGCGCAGUCGCGGGGGAGGCGCGCGGUGACGGGGACCGCGGGGGAGCGGAGAGAUUGCGCGGCGGCGGAGGUCGCAGUAGCGCUGACGCAAAUGGAUGCGCGGAAGCUAGCAGUUCAGGUUCUGGCGGCGGAGGCGCGGGGGAAGUUGCGGGGGAAGAUCGGGGGGAAAAUGAAGGCGAAAAAGCGGGGAGGGGGGAAGGGGAGGAGGAAAAGCUAAUCCGGGGAGAAAGCGGAAAGGCGGAAGAAGAAGGCGGAAAGGCAAACGAUUUGAGCGGAAACGGGAAAUGGGUGGACGGGGAGAGAGGGCUGAGGGGAGAGGAAGCGGAGGACCCUUCCGCGGAUGGGGGCGGGAAGGGGAAGGCGGGCGGGGAGUGUUCGGGGAGCGAGUCGUCGCGGCGCACGGCGGAUGGGGAGCGGUCGUUCGUGUGGCUGCUGAACCCGCUCGAGACGCAAGAUGACGUGGAGGCAGAGGGGGAUGAGGAGGAAUGGGAGGAGGUUGAGGAAGGUAAGGAGGGAGAGGGCGAGGGGGAUUGGGAGUGGGAGGGAGAGGGAGAGGGGGAUGGGGAGGAGGGAGGCGCAGCGACUGGGGAAGCCGCGCGGCAGAAGCGGAGGCGGAGGAGGCGGAAGGGCAGUGCGGCGGCGGCAGACGGCGGAGCCGCUGGGGAAGGCACGGGGGGCAGGAGCCGGGGCGAGGGCAGCAGAUCCGGCAGGGCCGGGGGAGGGGGAGCAGGCGGGGGGGGGGGGGGCGGGGCGGAGAACGCAUGGCGCGCGCUGGAAGGCCAUGAGGACAAAUUCGUGGAGCUCCAGAAGCUCUUCGUGGGGCCGAAAUUCGCGACCGGGACCUACGGGCGGCUGUACCAGGGUCUGUACGAAGGGCAGGACGUGGCGAUUAAGAUCCUACGGCCGCCAGACAGUGAGGGCGAGGCGGAGAAACUCGCGCAUCAGUUCAAGCAGGAGGUGGACCUCCUGGCGCGGCUGGACCACCCGAACGUGGUGCGGUUCGUGGGCGCGUGCCAGCGCCCGCCCACGUGGUGCAUCCUCACGGAGUACCUGGGGGGGGGCAGCCUGCGCGCGUUCCUGCAGAAGCGCGAGGGGGCGCUGCUGCCGCUGCCCGACGUGCUGCGCCUGGCGCUGGACAUCGCGCGCGGCAUGGAGUACCUGCACGCGGAGGGCGUGGUGCACCGGGACUUAAAGCCCGACAACCUUGUGCUCACCACAGACAACGUGGUCAAGAUCACCGACUUUGGCGUGGCCCGUCUGGAGGCGGACACAUCCAUGAUGACAGCAGAGACAGGCACGUACCGGUGGAUGGCGCCCGAGGUGGUGGACCACCGGCCGUACAGCAAGAACGUGGACGUGUACAGCUUCGGGAUCGUGCUCUGGGAGCUCUGCACCGUGCAGCUGCCGUUUGCUGGCAUGACCGCCAUGCAGGCCGCCUUCGCCGUCGUCAAUAAGGGCACGCGGCCGGAUAUCUCAGCGAACAUCCCUGUGCCCCUGGUGCAGCUGAUGCAGGCGUGCUGGCACACAAACCCCGACCGCCGCCCGCCCUUCAGCGAGGUGGUGCAGCAGCUGGAGGCCAUGCAAGACGCUCUCACCCGCGACCCUAACGCCCUGCAGCGCCAACCCCCGCCGCACACACCCCGCGCCUCCCCCUCCACGUCCCCCAAGCUCUUCUGCUGCUGCUAGCCUGCUCGCUAGCCUGCUGGGUAGCCUGCGCAGGGAGGGGCCUCUGGGGUGGCAUGGUGUGGCGUGGCAUGGCGUGGCUUGGUGUGACCUUGUGCUGUGCCCGCGCCAUGCCAUGCCCUGCGGUCUGGUGCCACGGCGUGCUGGUCUUGGUUCCCGCAUGUGGCACAGCUUGCUUGAGGGACAAGGUCGAGGGGAGGGAAGGUGGAGGCAAGUGGAGGAGGAGUGACAGUGGAGGAAAUGCUGGGUGGGAGUGGAAGGAACUGAGGUCUGUUUAUUGGUGGGUGUGAAGUGAAGAUGCUGUGGCGUGGUAGGAGCUUCCAAGUGCAAUGAAAAGAGGGAGGGAGUGUCUGUUGAGUUACGGUAUGGUACGGUAUAUGGUUGCGACCUGUUGGUGCGUACCAGAAGGUAUUACCCAACAGCACCAGUGCGCCAGCGCCUGCGCCAGCGUUGAUGGAAGUGGCAGCAGUGGUUGCAGCACGGUAGAUGGCGCCUCCAGUCCAGAAAGUGCUGGAUCUCGUUUUGAUGGGAGGGGAGGCUUUGAUGCAUUGUGUCAGGGAGGUACUGGGAGGUAUAAAUGUCAAACAUAAGUAUAACUCAUGUUUGUAUAGACUGUAUAGGGUCGCCUCUUAGAGGGUACAACACUCUUA
Molecule: messenger RNA, 3360 nt
Organism: Closterium sp. NIES-67
Lineage: Eukaryota; Viridiplantae; Streptophyta; Zygnematophyceae; Desmidiales; Closteriaceae
Source: the annotation of a GenBank genome assembly